UAUAUACAUACCCUGAGUAUCUUAACAUUUGAACGAUGUCUCUUUCCCUAAACUACUAUAUAGGACUAGACUUAGUGGCUUCUUCCUGCGCCGACAUCGUAACAGAAGGCACGAGGCAUUACCUAGUAUUGUGAGACGAAAGCAAUAUCCCAAAGUUAAUUUCCUUUCUUACUUCAAUGUCCCUACGUAUUUCUUACUUCUUCACUUCCUCCCUUCCUCACUUCUUCGGGGCAGGCCCCUUAUGUUUAUUCAUCCAACACUCUGACACUCUAGCACUCCUUUCUUCACCCGCCCAUCGUCUAAAAAAUCACAUCAAAUCAAAUAAAAAUCAACUCUUUUCUCACUAACGUAAAAUCAUGGGCCAAACUUCAAUAACUUCAAAUCCAAAAGAGUAUCUCGUCAAGACGUACGCCGGUGUCCUUGGUAAAGUAAUAGGCGUAUACUUAGGUCGACCUAUAGAAGGGUGGACACACGAACGUAUCUUGAGUAAACUUGGCCCCAUCAAUUAUUAUCUUAACGAGAAAUUUGACUUGCCGCUCGUGGUCCCGGACGAUGAUAUUUCGGCCACUUUCGCCUUUGCUCGCGCCGCUUCCGAUCAUUUAUGCAUCGACUCACUAAAGAUAGGGCGGUAUUGGCAGGACACCGUCAUCAAGGGGAAGUCAGUUUUUCGGUGGGGCGGCAACGGUGUAUCGGCCGAGCAUACGGCGUUUCUCAACCUAAAUAAAGACAUCGUCCCGCCUUUUAGUGGCUCAAAGGAGAUGAAUGGCGAGGCCGUUGCCGAGCAAAUCGGCGGACAGACCUUCAUCGACGGCUUUGCCAUGGUGGCGGCCGGAGACCCGGCGGCGGCUGCGGAUCUUGCGCAGGCUGCAGCAUCUGUAAGCCACGACGGAGAGGCGGUAAUCGCGGCGAGACUCUGGGCUGCCAUGGAAGCCGCAGCUUACCUUUCGAAAGACAUUAUCCAUCUAUUGAAGGAAGGAUUGAGGUGCAUACCUCCCGACUCGCUUAUUGCUAACAUGGUAAAGGAUGUCCACAAAUGGGUCAAGGUAGACCAAGACUGGCAGGCGACGCGAAAGAGGAUUGCAGACAGGUUCGGCUACAACAAGUUCAAAGGGCUAUGCCCCGUAAUCCCGAACCACGCCAUUAUGAUUAUGACGGUCCUCUAUUCGUCAGACAAUUUCGACAAUGCCAUGUGUAUUGUGAACACGAGCGGCUGGGGCACCAGCUCCAACUCUGGGAAUGUCGCCUGCCUUCUGGGCAUCAUGCAUGGUCUGGAUGCUUUCGAAGGUAAAUACGACUGGCGUGGCCCCAUCGCCGAUCAGGUGCUCAUAUCGAGUGCGGAUGGCGGCUACGCCAUCAACAACGCCGCGCGCAUCGCGACAGACAUCGUGACAGCGGGUCGUCACUACACGGACCAAAAUCCUCUGCUACCGCCAAAAGAUGGCGCUCAGUUCCAUUUCACGUUGCCAGGGAGCAUCCAGGGAUUCCAAGCGGCCAAGGUAGGCACCCUCGCCGCAGGCUGGGCCAAAGUCAGGGUCGUGCAAGAUCUGAAUGAGAAAUUCCGUUGGCGUCCUGGCCUGUCUGUUCACAUUGGUGGGUUGGAAAUGGGCACCUCAAACUUGGACGCAAUAGAAAUCACGACACCAACUUUUUUGCCGCCAAACGUGCACAGGCUAGGUCCAUACGAGCUUCUGGCCGCGCCGCUCGUGUAUCCCGGACAGACGAUCGAAGCGAUCGUGCGCGGCGACGAUGAAAAUACGGGGUAUAUGCGGGGAAGGCUCGUAAUCAGGGCGUACUCACCCGAAGACGAGCUUCAAAGCUUUUAUAGCGAGCCCAUGGUCAUUUUUCUUGACGAGUCCGUCCGCCUCACCUGGCCUCUUACGCCAAAUUUCUUAAGCGGCUGGCCCAUCCAGGCCAUCGGCGUGUCUAUAUAUAACGAAGAUCCCGUUGGCAGACUGCUCGACGGGAAGAUAUGGCUCGACAAAGUCUGCUGGGGAGGCAGUCCCUCACUCACGCUACUACCCAUGGACGAAAGCGUGGGCAGGCGUGAGUUCUACAAGCGCUCCUUCAUCAGCAGUGCCGACGUGUUCGACAUGACGGCCGACCGGUUCAUCGUGGCCCAGGACGUUGGUCAGGGCCUCGUCACCUACGGCACACGGGACUGGUCUGACUACCGCGUCGUUUUCCGCGGCUUCAGGAUCAACAUCGGCGGCCCUUGCGGCGUGGCGGUGCGGUGCAUGGGCUUGAAGCGCUGGUGGGCGGUCAUGUUCUGGUAUCCCGCGAGCGGCAACGUCUGGAACGCGUAUCCGGGGCUCAAGCGCAUCGUGCUGGGAAAGAAUCUUGACGGCGACAUAUACGACGGCGACUCCAGGCCCUUUGAUUGGCAGCUGGACACGCCCUACGAUAUCGAUAUCCGCGUUAAGGGCCUCAAGUACAGGGUCAAGAUCGACGACGACAUCACCCUGAGAUACAAUGAUGGACCGUCGCUGCCGCUGUUUGACUACCGCGCCGGUGGCGUGGGGAUUGUCGUCGAGACUGGCUCUGUGUUCGUGGAUAGCAUUGAGAUUCUGCCUUUAUGAGUUCUUUUUUUUCUUUUUGUUUUUUUUUCUUGGUUUUAGUAUACCUACUCAUGAUAUGAUACGAUAUGCCAUGUUAUGUCACAACUUUAGAUUAGGUAACUUCCUUAUGAGAACUCAUGAGCCAGGUAAUCGUUUUUUUCAACUUCUUAUAGUACCUACCUACCUAGUGCUUAGGUAUUUCUGACGAUGUGUCUAACAUUGACCGACCAUUGACUUCCCCCUUAUUCAUUUACUCAUCUCAUUCU
Hypoxylon fragiforme is the source of this 2821-nucleotide messenger RNA. Its product is annotated as ADP-ribosylation/Crystallin J1. The record is from RefSeq and is a predicted model, not a curated record. The transcript is spliced from 2 exons. Lineage: Eukaryota; Fungi; Ascomycota; Sordariomycetes; Xylariales; Hypoxylaceae. The coding region runs from base 357 to 2576 and encodes 739 amino acids.